GUAGGGGAGAAGGUGGAGGGGGUGGCCUGGAGGGUGGCAGGAGUGGAGGGGACGCUUCACCAUGGAAUAUGAAGUCAAGAAAGGGAAAAAGGGCUUCGUGUCCCCUAUCCGGAGGCUGGUGUUCCCCAAGGCCGGUCGCCGGGCAGCCUUUCGGACCAGUGUGAGCCGCCGGCCCCUGCACUCGAUGCCUCUUUAUCCUCCCGACUACCUCAUCGACCCCCAGAUUCUGCUGUGUGACUAUCUGGAGAAAGAGGUCAAGUUCCUGGGCCAUCUCACCUGGGUCACCUCCUCACUGAACCCCUCCAGCCGGGACGAGCUCCUACAGUUGCUGGACACGGCCAGGCAGCUGAAAGAGUUGCCGCUGAAGACCACGGCGGAGCAGGACAGCAUCCUGAGCCUGUCCGCCCGCUGCCUGCUGCUCACCUGGCGCGACAACGAGGAGCUCAUCCUGCGCAUUCCCACGCACGAGAUAGCCGCCGCCUCCUACCUGCAAGACGAUGCUCUGCACCUGCUGGUGCUUAAGACUGGUCUGGGCGUGGAUCCGGUGCCAGCCGGCGUAGACGCCAGCCCCGGCGGCGCAGGGCGCGACCCCGGCCAGCCAGGCGCGGCGCCGGAGAAGCGGCGGGUGGGCACCACCGAGCGGCGCCACACCAUCUGCAGUCUGGACUGGCGGAUGGCGUGGGGCGGGGGCUCGGGCUCCGAGGCCCGGGCUGGGGGCGGGGGCGGCGGCGGCGGCGGCAGCCUGGAGCGCCAGCGCGCCGGGGCGCGGGCGUCGGGCAGCUGGGAGCGGAGGCAGACGUUCAGCGGCAGCUGGGAGCGGCGGCACGGCGGCGGCGGCGGCGCGGGCAAGCCGGGCGGCAGCUGGGAACGGAGGCAGGCGGGCGGCGGCGGCAGUUGGGAGCGGCGCCACCCGGGCCCCAACCCUCUCGACCCUCAGGACCCCAGCCCCGACGCCUACUGCAACCUCGUCAUCCUGGCUGUGGCCAACAGGGAUGCUGCCGAGGAGUCCUGCGCCCUCAUCUGUCAGGUCUUCCAGAUCAUCUACGGGGACCAGAGCAUUGAGUGCGUGGACCGGGCCGGCUACCACUACAUGUCCACACCCGAAAGGCCAUGGCUGUGCAGCCGCAGUGAGAGCUGCCGCACGGACGGGACUUACGCCUAUGACGCCGACUUCAGCUGCUGCAGCUCCUUCAAUAGCUCCCAAGACACAUUCGAAGCGUGUUACAGCGGCACGUCCACACCCUCUUUCCAUGGCUCCCACUGCAGCGGCAGCGACCACAGCGGCCUGGGCCUUGAGCAGCUGCAGGACUACAUGGUCACGUUGCGGAGUAAGCUGGGGCCCUCUGAGAUCCAGCAGUUUGCACUGCUGCUGAGGGAGUACCGACUGGGGCUGCCCAUCCAGGACUAUUGCAACGGCCUGCUGAAGCUCUAUGGAGACCGGCGCAAGUUCCUCCUCCUUGGAAUGCGGCCUUUCAUCCCGGACCAGGACAUCGGCUACUUCGAGGGCUUCCUGGAGGGCGUGGGCAUCCGCGAGGGCGGCAUCCUCACCGACAGCUUCGGCCGCAUCAAGCGCAGCAUGAGCUCCACGUCGGCGUCGGCCGUGCGCAGCUACGACGGCGCUGCCCAGCGGCCCGAGGCGCAGGCCUUCCACCGGCUGCUGGCCGACAUCACGCACGACAUCGAGGCUCUAGCCCCAGACGACGACGAAAGUACAGAUGAGGAGGCCCGGGGCUCCCCGGGCGGGGGCGACGCGGCGGAGGACAACUACCUGUAGCCUGUGCCGCCUGGACGGGGAAGGGGAUGUCCCCGCACUCACUCUUACCUGUGGACCCCAUCUCCACGGCCCCCUCCUCAAACCCCAGCCCUGGGUCUCCCCGGGUCUGUCCCUGGGGUCUGUUUCUGCCCUGGGGGCUCCGGUCCAUGCAGUACCGAGAGUGUCCUGCAGGGGGCGGGACCCUAAACCGGGCUCUGCCUGCUGGACUGAGCAGUGAACAACUUUGCCCCGUUAGCUCCGAGUGCCCGGCCUCAGGACACUCCCUCCUUCUCCAGACUCCGCAGCUUUCUGGAGGCCAGAGGAGGGAUGAAGAGUAGGCUCCACCUGCUGGCCAAUUGGGAGAAGAAUUCCCAGAGCCAGGAGACCUCUGUUCCUCCUAUUUUACAGUUUGAGAAACUGAGGUUCCAGAGGAGGAGGGACUUGAGGGAGUCUCCUGACUCCCCUUAGAUGUUACCUCAAACUGACCUACUAAAUAGUGUAGAGGAUCUUUUUAAAGCUCUACAUGGCAGGAUCUCCCCUUCCCUGAUGGCAUGAAUUAGAUGGUCAGUGUGGAAAAGAGGUUUCUCUCUACUGAGAGUCCACCGAGAGGUGGGUGAUCUGGGUCCCAGUCCUGACUGCAAGGCUCUGAACAGGCUUCUUGUUCAGAUCUUGCAUUUGGAGCUGGACAAUCCUAGGCCUCCUGUCCGGUAGGGGUCCUAGCCUCUCUGUGACUCUGAUUUCCUCUUCUGACCAAGAAGUCUGCCCCACCAACCUCACAGGGUGGUCAUAGGUGUUAUGGAAGUUCAAGACUAUAGUGCUGGGUCAAACACAUGGUAGGCACUCAAUAAAUGCUGUUCCCUUUCACAUUGAA
Camelus dromedarius (Arabian camel) is the source of this 2624-nucleotide messenger RNA. It is a transcript of the gene CCM2L, whose product is annotated as CCM2 like scaffold protein. Gene Ontology annotation, biological process: heart morphogenesis. Lineage: Eukaryota; Metazoa; Chordata; Mammalia; Artiodactyla; Camelidae. The record is from RefSeq and is a predicted model, not a curated record. The transcript has 10 exons. The coding region runs from base 62 to 1774 and encodes 570 amino acids.